CCCAUCAUGAUUGUAAAAAAGUAUUUUUAUUAUACUUUUGUUUAAAAAGAAGGAAUGUGAUUGGCUUGUUAUUGAUGACGUGGUGCAAGUGUGACAGUGUAGAAUUCCUCCCGCUUUAGCUGCCCUGUGCAGACUCGAGAGUCCAACGCAAGCAUCCUCGAGAGUCCAAAGCAAGCAUCCAUCCCUCGAGUCAACGUCCGCGGCCCUUCCGUGCUGGCUGCUUCUGUUGCGCGAUGCGGUUCCUCUCCGGCCGUCUUACAUCAACUCCCAAGUCUCCGUCGGAACCACCAUCCUCAGCUCUGCCUCAACCUCCACCGGCAGCAGCAGAAGUAAAGCCGUUGUCCGAGACCGAAGAAGAAGAAGAAGAAGAAGAAGAAGGGGAGGAUGAGGAGGAUGCUGGGCGGGGGCGGAGGAGGGAAAAUGGAGAAGGCGGAGGUCGGAGUCCCGUGUGCGGAAGCGCGCCGACGACAUCAGCAGGCACUUCCCCGUCGGCCACCAUCAACCUCAGCCGAGAGUACACCCUGGCCAUCCAGACCAACUCCUACAACGAGAUAUGGUCUAAGAUCCACGACGGCGAGGAGGAGGGGGAGGGGGAGGUGGAGGGGGGUGACGGCGUCGGCCGGGUGCUCCAGCCGCACAGGGCGUCUAUCGAGAAGGUUCUGGGUUCGGCGCCGCCCACCCACUUCGCCCGCCUCGUCUCCGACUAUUUGGACAGCAGCGAGCACACCUGCCGGCUUUGCCUCUCUCUGCGGCGCGCUGUGGAGAGCGGCCGCUCCCUCUACCGCCCCAUCAGGGACCUCCUGGAGCUCCUCCCAGCGGGGAGGGGCCUUGAUCCCCACCUGACCCAGGCCCAGUGCGACUGGGCCUUCGACACCUUCCUCCAGUUCGACCGCCUCGACAACCCCUUCCCCGACCCCUCCACCAGCUUCCACUUCCAGGGCACGCGCCGCUGCUUCCGCGAGCUCAAGCAGCAGCUCGACCGCCGGCUCCUCAAGGCCCGCCGCAGGAACCGCUGCACCACCUGGGCCUCCGCCGUCUGCCUCGUCGGCCGCACUGCCGCGCUUGUGCUGGCGGGGCCUGCCUCCUGCUUGCUGGGCCCGGGCCGCGGCCCCGGGCCCGGCAGAUGCGGCUGCUGCUGCGGCGGCGGCGGCGACCUGCUGGGCCACCCCAGGUGGCAGCUGAGGGAGCACAUGGACCAGCUGGAUGCGGCGGCCCGGGGUACUUACGUGCUCCACCACGACCUCGACACCAUCGAGCGCUUGGCGGCGAGGCUGCAUGCCACCGUGGAGAGCGACAAGAUGCUGGUGCGACUGGGUCUGGAGCGCGGCAGGGGACAGCGCCACCCAAUUGAGGAGGUUCUGCGCCACCUCCGCAAGACCCACCCCAGCUUUCGUCACCAGCUCGCCGAUCUCGACGAGCACAUCUGCCUCUACCUUGCCGCCAUCAACCGCGCCAGUUCCCUGCUUCUUGGCCAGAUCCACCGCCACCGCUGCCGCCACCUCACUACCUAAUUCCGUAACGGCUGCAGCCGUCUGCCUCCAGCCUCAUGGUUCCUAACUUCUUUCUUCCAUUGCUGAUCCCUCCCUUCACUUAUUUAGUCCUGAGGUAACUGUCUUGUCCUCAUUGCCGCUCUGCCACAAGGCAUUUUUUAUCCCCAGCCUUGCUUGCAAAAAUUUAGAUCAGGUUGAUAACCUGCCAAUAAAUUGCUUCUCAAAUCACGUGCAAUGCCAUAUUCACUCGAACUGCAUGAUUUCAAUUGCAGCCUUCUCUUACUCCUGAUAGGCUAGAUUUAACUUGUUCCAUUCAUCUCGAAGACAAUGAAGGGGGGAAGAAAGAUCAGAAGACUUUCUGGUAAGUAAUGUUCUCCUAAAACCUGGCUUUUGUGUUAAUUUCUAUACUCUGUUAGCUUGCAAUUGGGUUUAUAAUUAAGAAAGAUAGAAUGUAAUAUAGGUCCAAAGAAGCUUCAGCAUUGUAAACACAUAGAGGUGAAGUAAGAUUCUGCUUUCCAAAUAAGAAGUUAUGCAAAAAGACUACCAUUCAAAGUAGUUAAUUUUGCAAGAAAGCUGUUUUUCUUCGGAUAUUUUUAUUCGCUAACUUGCAGUAUCAUAGUUCUUGUACUGAAUCCUUACCUGAUAAAAUAAAAAGAAUUCAUCAGCAAUCUCACGUACUUGAUAGGAUGCUACAAAUAUGCAGCUGCAGUGUUCACAAACACUGCAAAUUUGUCAAAGUAUCUUCUUUCCUUCCACUCGAGCAUACAAGGCAUGGUAGUAUAGAUGUGCUGACUUGGUUGCUACCAAAAAUUCUUGUCACAAGAUAUCAACCGGAGAUAAGGAAUCUCAAUGUUAAAGAAUACGAAAGAAACCACAUGGUAAUGCGACGAUGAUAAAAUAAGUUGUCAUUGCUUAUCUUCCAAAAUUUGUGAAGUGCUUCUUGAUCUUCCAUUUAACCAGUGUUAUUGAGCUAUAUAAAGAGCAAACCAGAAAAGGAACCAAAAUAGCUCAGAUUAGGGUGGCAAGAAGAUUUAAGUUCUAAAAUGAGUACCCAAAAGUUUUCCUCUCAACAUAGGUGCCACUUGUGAAAUGCAAAAGCAGCUUGGCUGAAUGUGUUGAAGUUUCAAAGCGUAAUGUGUGCAAAUGUACACUUACAUGGAAAUGCUUUGAUGUUGUAAUCAGUGUCUCUAUAACUUCAGAACUUGUUACACUGCACUGAUUCAUUGGAAAUAUUUUGAGGAUGGCAAGAAAAGCUAGGCAUCUCUUUGGCAUUGCUGCUAGUGUUGAGACAAGAUUUUCAUAUUCACAGUGAUCAAUAUAGAAACACAGAGGGUUAGUACUUUGUUUUGGAAUGGAAAUUUCUGUCUCCUAGGGAAGAAAAGGGGGGAAGGAGGAAAGAUGCAGCUUUUCAGAUUUUCUUCAUGGCAUUGCACAGCAAGAUCAAGUAUUAAUACAUUAAUACAUUCCAUUUGAAAUUGUAGAAUGACACGAAUGUUGUACCUACUACGAAAGAUCCUAAUUCACUUGGUAAUGAAGCAGCUAUUAAUAAUGGCGUUUGGGAUGCCUCAAAACAUUCGGAAGCUUCUAGAGGCGGCUACUUGUUUCGACCAUUUCUAUAGUAUUAAGUUAUAUUAAAAAGUGCUCAUGAUCUGCGCUGUAAAUUUUGACAUUUCGAAGUGUACCUGUGAUCGUGACAUGAAGGUUAAACUAGCAAAUCCAUGAUGCUCAAACAGAAACGAGAAUCAAUUUUUAGCAUAUCCCUUUCUGUUUAUCUAGAAUAAAUUUUCUUUUUUCUUUUUUUCAA
Messenger RNA from Ananas comosus (pineapple), 3294 nucleotides. Its product is annotated as UPF0496 protein At3g19330-like. The coding region runs from base 234 to 1511 and encodes 425 amino acids. The transcript is spliced from 2 exons. Lineage: Eukaryota; Viridiplantae; Streptophyta; Magnoliopsida; Poales; Bromeliaceae. The record is from RefSeq and is a predicted model, not a curated record.